AUGGGCCCCUGGCUAGAGGCUUUGGAGCAUGUGGAAUGGGCUAAACUUGUGAGCCCACAUGCACAACCAGCGGCAACUCUUGUACGCUUUGGAGGAUUGGACUAUAAAUUUGCAGCAGCACGAAAUAAUUUGAAUGGACUCUCCCGCUUCCAAAUCAAUGUGCAGGAGAUUUCAAACCAACAGCUUGAAACAGUGCCACCUCUUUUUAUUAGAGACGACGUGUGCGGAGUCAUCAACACCGUUCCCUCCGGUAACUCUCUUCCUGUGCCGUUGAUAGACAUGAGCAAGCUGGCCAACCCAGAGUUCCAAGAAAUAGAGCUUCAGAAACUGCAUUCCGCAUGCAAAGACUAG
Molecule: messenger RNA, 351 nt
Organism: Dovyalis caffra
Lineage: Eukaryota; Viridiplantae; Streptophyta; Magnoliopsida; Malpighiales; Salicaceae
Source: the annotation of a GenBank genome assembly